AUGCCGCGUUUCGGCCUCAUCGGCGAUUCCAGCCUGUACGUGAAGAGCGGCAGGCAUGUGAGAAGGGUGGGUUCCCAACUUCGAGAAAGUUUGGGCACGACAGACCUUUGGUAUCGCGCCGUCGCCAACGCGGGCGUGAAAGAAAUCCUCCACAUGCUGAAGAACACGUCGUUGACCUUCGCAACGCUUGGCAUUUCCUAUUUUGGGAACGACAUAACGGAAGGGAGGAUCCGCCCAGAGGUUCAAGCCGCCUGGCAAGAGCUGAUGAACUUGGUGGAGGAAAAGGCCCAGCAUGUGGUCUUCGUGGUAGGGGGCAGCUACUGGUUGGGAGCGGAGACACUGAGGAAGUAUGCCGACAAAGCCAAGCAGUACGGCAUCACGCCGCAGUAUGACGAGAAUCUGGCGCAAGUGAGGACAUGGCUUAGCCAUCGCGGUCAUACGGUUCACAACUUCCAGAAGCAGCUUGGGAGGUGGCAACUGAAUGGCGACGGGAUCCAUUGGGACGUCGACGUGGCAGAGGAGUUGUGCGCCACAUGGGCAGAUCUCCUCAGCCCCCCGCGCCUCCUGGCCACGACACGUGAGGUUCUUGUAGCGUAG
Symbiodinium necroappetens is the source of this 597-nucleotide messenger RNA. NCBI's taxonomy places the organism in Eukaryota, Dinophyceae, Suessiales, Symbiodiniaceae. The record is from the annotation of a GenBank genome assembly.